UCUUCCGGGGACAGACAUCCUGUCUUGAGUUGGAUGGGCCAAUAGCUUGCUGCUGGCGAGCGAUGACGGCGCCCAAAAAGAGGAAGCAGUCCUCGUCCUCAGCCUCAUCUUCUUCAAAGAAGUCCAGGCAGCCCUCGCCAAGGGGAGUUCGUAGGGUCAGUGUCACUCCUUCACCUUCACCAGAGCCUCCUCCCCGCUUUGUGAAUCGACCAGUAGAGAGCAAGCGGCUUUCCCCGUCUCCUGCAAGGCGAUCGCCAGAGAGAGCCUCCAAGGGCAAGGGGAAAGGCGGGGAGGUAGACACCUGGCGCGCCGAGUUUGAAGAGGCGUGGCUGCUGGAUCGAACAGCCAUGAGGGCCAAGUCCUUCUGGUCCUUCGUGACCAUGUACCCUCGGUCCCCCUCGCCGCAGCGAGCGGAUGCACCGCCGCCAGAAGAGGAGGCUCCUGCUCCUGUCACCAAGGAAGAGCAGAAGCGGAACGAUCGCUUUCAGGACAAUAUCAAGAAGGCCAUGAAGGGCGAAUCCAAGGAGCUAAAGAAGAUCGAGAAGGAUCAGAAGAAAGAGAACGGCCAGGAGGGGGAAGAGGAAAAAAAGGCGAAGAAGGACAAGAAGGAGAAGAAGGACAAGAAGGAGAAGAAGGCCAAGGCCUCUGACUCGGAGGAUGACAAGAAGGACAAGAAGGCGAAGAAAGAGAAGAAAGAGGAGAAGAAGGAAGAGGAGAAGGAGGAAGAGGAUGUGAAGAUGUCCAAGGAGGAGAAGAAAGAGAAGAAGUCCAAGAAGGACAAAGGAGAGAAGGAGGAAAAGGAAAAGAAAGACAAGAAGAGCAAGAAGGACGAAGAGCCAGAGAAGGAGGAGAAGUCCAAGAAGGACAAGAAGGAGAAAAAGAAGAAGAAGGAAUCCUCAUCCGAAUCAUCCUCUUCGAGCGAAGCGGACAGCAGCUCAGGGGAGACCGUCAUGGAGGAGGAGGUGGAGUGGGUGGAGAUUCGCCCCAGCACCUUCGGCGACUCGAAGUAUGCAGCAGGCUACAACUACGACUCUGAGGACGAAGGCUUCGGGCCAAUGCCGGCGAGUCAGCAGGAGCUCAUCAACAACAUGUCCCAGAGCAAGGGCUCGUACGGAGGCUACCUGCUUCCUGGUGAGGGAGAUGCAAUGGCCGAGUACGUCAAGAGCGGCAUGCGCAUCCCUCGACGAGGAGAAGUUGGCAUCAGCGCAGAGCAGAUCGAUGGGCUGGAGGGCCUCGGCUAUGUGAUGAGCGGCUCCCGGCACCGACGCAUGAACGCAGUGCGUAUCCGAAAGGAGAAUCAGGUCUACUCGGCCGAGGAGAAGAGAGCCUUGGCAAUGUACAACUUCGAGGAGAAGGCCAACCGCGAGGCCACCUUGGUGGGCGAGCUCCGCGAGCUCUUGGAGAAGCGCCAAACGGCCAUUGCCCAGGCUGUCGGCGGUGAGUCGCUGGACAGUCGGUUCACGUCCAUCGGGGAGCAGAAGAAGUUCCUUUGAGUGCAGACUGCGACCCAAGCGCCUCCAGCUUGCAGACUGUGGCA
This is a messenger RNA of Effrenium voratum, 1537 nucleotides long. The record is from the annotation of a GenBank genome assembly. Lineage: Eukaryota; Dinophyceae; Suessiales; Symbiodiniaceae.